Molecule: messenger RNA, 924 nt
Organism: Sus scrofa (pig)
Lineage: Eukaryota; Metazoa; Chordata; Mammalia; Artiodactyla; Suidae
Product: olfactory receptor 8S1-like
Biological process (GO): G protein-coupled receptor signaling pathway
Cellular component (GO): membrane
Molecular function (GO): G protein-coupled receptor activity; olfactory receptor activity
Source: RefSeq, a predicted model, not a curated record
AUGGGCUUGAGGAACCACAGCUCCAUCACCGAGUUUAUUCUCAUUGGGCUGUCUGACGACCCCCACAUCAAGGCUCUGCUCUUUGUGCUCUUCCUGGUGAUUUACCUCCUGACCAUGAUGGGGAACCUGACAAUGCUGCUGGUGAUCAGGGCUGAUUCCCACCUCCACACACCCAUGUAUUUCUUCUUGAGUAAUCUAUCAUUUGUGGACCUCUGCUUCUCUUGCGUCACCCUGCCCAAGCUGCUGAAAGACCUCUUGUCUGAGAAGAAAACAAUCUCUGUUGAGGGAUGUCUGGCUCAGGUCUUCUUUGUGUUUUUCUCUUCAGGAACUGAAGCCUGUUUGCUCUCAGUGAUGGCCUAUGACCGCUAUGCUGCCAUCUGCCACCCACUGCUCUAUGGCCAGGUUAUGAGCAACCAGCUCUGUAUGAGGCUGGUGUUGAUCUCAUGGGGCCUGGCCUCUCUCAAUGCAUCUGUCAUUGUGCUCUUGGCUAUUAACUUAGAUUUCUGUGAUGCCCAAACUAUACACCACUACACCUGUGAACUGCCUGCUCUUUUCCCCCUGUCUUGCUCUGAUAUCUCCAUCACUACCAUUGUCCUUCUCUGCUCCAGCUUACUGCAUGGGCUUGGAACUUUCCUCCCAAUCUUCUUCUCCUAUGCCCGUAUUAUCUCCACCAUCCUGAACAUCAGCUCCAGCACAGGCAGAAAGAAAGCAUUCUCUACUUGCUCCUCCCACUUCAUUGCAGUGAUUCUGUUCUUUGGCUCAGGUUUUCUUUGUUAUCUCAUGCCUCCCUCUGGCUCCUCUUUGGAUUUGAUCCUCUCCGUACAGUACAGUGCAGUCACACCCAUGUUGAAUCCCCUCAUAUACAGCUUAAAAAACAAGGAAGUGAAGGCAGCUGUGAAAAGGACAUUGGGGAAAUAUCUAUAA